AUGGCUGAGAAAACAUCCCCCUGGCUGAUAGGACUGCGAUUCACCCAAGUUGUAUUCAUUGGAGCUUUUUCCUAUUAUAAUCUUGGAAUAGUCGCUGACUACAUCUUUAAAGGGUACUUUUUGCAAACUAUCAUUCUGCUCUUCUAUGCCAUGCUAUGGCUUUGGCGUUUGUUCCAUACACAUGCGACUAAUAUCUUCGCGGCCCUCUGGGCUGGUAUCAUAUAUGCUUGGAGGUUUUCGAAUGCGACCACGAAAAGUCUUGUAUCGGAGGUUGAAUACCUCAAAACUUAUGUUGUGUCGUUCGUCGUCCACUCCUAUCGACUCGUUGCUUCUUUAUUCCUCGCCGUCAUUCGGUUCACGGAGCAAAGUUUAGUACAGGCAGUUGGGCAUCUCCUGUCUUACAUUGUGUCAUUUUCACUUAAUUCCUACCGAUUCGCUAGUAUUACCUAUAUCACUGCCGUUCGGCUCGCGAAGCAAAUUGUCCCGUUCGUUCGACACACAAUGGUUGUGUAUGGCCAGCUUUGGCAACCCGUUAACCAUGCCACAGGAAAUACGCGACGAAACCGGGAUAAUUAUAUUGGAGACGAUGUUGAUCCCUUCAUUUCUGCUUGGGGGACUUGGUACAUCGGUACUAAGCAGCUAAUAAGCCGUAUUAUUCUUCCCUCAGCUUACCGAAAUCUCAUUUGGCGGUAUUUCGGCAGUCGUCUUCCUAGUUGGAUCUGGGAUUACCCAUCCUCUCUCACGAUUGCCUUCGACUAUACACAUCGUAAGGUGAGCAAGGCAAUACACUUCUACCUAAUGUUUGCGCACGGAGAAAAAGCAGCCGUUUCAUUCGGUCUUCUGUGGACUAUAACCUUCCGGCCCCUCACCGUAGCGCUUUUUAUCAUAACUUCAUUCUACGCUAUGCUCCACAGCCCGCCAGCCCCAACCAACCUACUAACCUGGGACUUCACCCCUACCGACCACCUCACGCUGACGGUAAUCUGGGACUGGGUUAUCCUAAUUACAUAUAUCACGGUCAUGCCUACAGCUAGACUAAACGUAACAUACGCAUACCGAAGCGUUCACGCGCAAAUGCUAUGCUUCCACCACCUGCGCGAUCGAAUCCGAUACGAGAAUCCGCAGUGGCGCGAUAGUUUGCUGUCGAGGUAUCUCUACGCACAUGCUUCCCUAAUAUACAUCCUAUUAUCCCGUUUCUUUCGUCUGGAUCAGGGACAGCAGGGUGAGACACAACGGGCGCUGUAUGCGCAAAGUCUGGGGUUGGUGCAGUUCCGCCAUCGAAGGAGGAUGAGGAGACAGAUUCGGAGUGUCUGGUUCACGGAUGAUGUUGCGGUCCAACGGCUUGUUAUCCGCGCCCGUAGGUAUUGGUGGAUACCGUAA
Messenger RNA from Hypoxylon trugodes, 1380 nucleotides. RefSeq lists its product as uncharacterized. The transcript has a single exon. NCBI's taxonomy places the organism in Eukaryota, Fungi, Ascomycota, Sordariomycetes, Xylariales, Hypoxylaceae. Bases 1 to 1380 code for a protein of 459 amino acids. The record is from RefSeq and is a predicted model, not a curated record.